AUGACAGACAACAAUAAUAAUCAAGAGGAUCCUCUACUUUUGGAGAAUCUCGAAGACGGUGCAGCUCCACGUUCUUUAAUGGAUUAUACAAUGCUGUCAUUGAGAGCCUACCAAUUCAGUGGUUUAGCCCACGAGGAUCCAAAUGCUCACAUUGGAAAUUUCUUGGAGAUAUGUGAUACAUUCAAGCAGAAUGGUGUCACAGACGAUGCAAUUAGAUUGAGACUGUUCCCUUUUUCCUUAAGAGAUAAAGCCAAGAAUUGGCUAAAUUCUUUGCUUGCAGAAUUUAUUACAACUUGGGAUGCAUUGGCUCAGCGCUUUCUAGCUAAAUAUUUUCCUCCCUCUAAAACUGCAAGGAUGCGUAAUGAUAUCACUAAUUUUAUGCAGGUAGAUGGAGAGUCAUUAUAUGAAGCAUGGGAGCGUUACAAAGAGUUGUUGAGGAAAUGCCCGCAUCAUGGAUUACCAAUUUGGUUACAGGUACAAACUUUUUAUAAUGGUUUAAUUCCUGCUAAUCGUUCUAUAAUUGAUGCAGCUUCAGGAGGCACUAUAAUGAAGAAGACACCAGAAGCAGCGUAUGAAUUAUUGGAUGAGAUGGCUUCAAACAGUUACCAAUGGCAGUCUGAUAAAGCGCCACAAAGAAAGACAGCAGGAUUAUAUGGAGUGGAUGCAAUCACAACAAUUUCUGCUCAAUUGGAAGCAUUGAACAAAAAGAUUGGUAAUAUGAGUGCCCCAAUCAUGCAAGUGAAGAGCACAAGUUGUGAUCUAUAUGGAGGAGACCAUCUUAGCAAUGAAUGUCAAGUAGGUAACCCUUUUGCUAAUUCUACUGAAAGUACUAAUUAUGUUGGUAAUUUUCACAGGCAACAACAGGAUAAUCCUUACUCCGGUGCUUACAACCCUGGUUGGCAAAAUCACCCCAAUUUUUCAUGGAGCAAUCAAAAUGCAAUGAAACCACCACCUCCGAGUUUUCCUCAAGAAAAGAAGCCCAAUUUGGAGGAACUUGUGACAAAGUUUGUAAGCUCCACUGAAGCAAGAUUUCAGAAUCAAGAAGCUUCGAUCAGAAAUUUGGAGACUCAGAUGGGGCAGUUGGCAAAUUUGAUAUCAAGGAAAGCCCAAGGAACGUUGCCUAGUGACACAGAGAAGAAUCCAAAGGAGCAUGUGAAGGCAAUUACACUAAAGAAUGUCAAAGAAAUUGGGCAUAAAGAACAAGAGAAAGAGGAAGCACCUAAAGUGCAACCAGACAGCAUUGCUGAGAAGUUGUUUGUACCUAAGAAGAUAGUGAUUCAGCCUCUUUUCCCUCUUGCAUUGAAGAAGCAGAAAAUUGAUCAGCAAUUUGCAAAAAUUUUAGAUAUUUUUAAGAAAUUGCACAUUAAUAUUCCAUUUGUAGAGGCUCUUCUUCAGAUGCCUAGCUAUGCAAAGUUCUUGAAGGAGAUCCUUUCCAACAAGAGAAAACUGGAAGAGCAAGAGACAGUAAAACUCACUGAAGAAUGUGCUAGCAUUAAUCUAAUGCCUUUAUCUAUUUUCAGAAAAUUGGGACUUGGAGAACCAAGGGCCACCACAGUAUCUCUACAACUGACUGACAGAUCAAUUAAAUAUCCAAGAGCCACGGGUAAGGCAUUGAUUGAUGUGCAAAGAGGUGAGCUAAUUCUUAGGGUAGGAGAUGAAAAAGUAAAAAUCGAUGUUUUUAAAACUGUAAAACACCCUUUAGAAGAUAACACGUGCUUUAGAAUCGAUGCUUUUGAUCCUUUGGUUCAUGAGUAUUUUCAAGAUAACAGGUAUGAAGAUCCAUUAGAAACUUGCUUAAUUGAUUCAAAAGAAGAUGGAGGGGAGAAUAAGCACCUAAUUGAGAUUGUAGCAAGAUUGGAGGCCGGUCCACUUAUAAAAGGGUCAUGUUAA
Pistacia vera is the source of this 1890-nucleotide messenger RNA. RefSeq lists its product as uncharacterized. Bases 1 to 1890 code for a protein of 629 amino acids. The transcript has 4 exons. NCBI's taxonomy places the organism in Eukaryota, Viridiplantae, Streptophyta, Magnoliopsida, Sapindales, Anacardiaceae. The record is from RefSeq and is a predicted model, not a curated record.